Messenger RNA from Osmerus eperlanus (European smelt), 2482 nucleotides. It is a transcript of the gene gch1, whose product is annotated as GTP cyclohydrolase 1. Bases 110 to 877 code for a protein of 255 amino acids. Lineage: Eukaryota; Metazoa; Chordata; Actinopteri; Osmeriformes; Osmeridae. The record is from RefSeq and is a predicted model, not a curated record. Gene Ontology annotation, biological process: tetrahydrobiopterin biosynthetic process; tetrahydrofolate biosynthetic process. Gene Ontology annotation, cellular component: cytoplasm. The transcript is spliced from 6 exons. Gene Ontology annotation, molecular function: zinc ion binding; GTP binding; GTP cyclohydrolase I activity.
CCUGUCGGAGAUGUGUGCUUCUAGGACUUUAAAGCUGACAGUUCAGACGAGAACACGAAAAUAACUGCGAUUAAAUACACUUUUCAUCGAAAAUUGAACUAUCUGAACUAUGGAACGCACAAAACAGAGUCAGUUAAAUCAAAAUAAAAAGCAAACUGACAGUUCUAACGAUACUAUCAACGGACACUUUGAAGGGUUGUUGACAAAUUCGAGCCGGACUCCGGUUCCUCCGGGGAUGAGCGGUGAAUCCAGUUCACGCACAUCUUCGGUCAUGGAGAGUUGGAGAGAAGAGCGCACCCGAAGUAUUGAAGACAACGAGAUGAACUUGCCGAGUUUGGCGGCCGCAUACACCACCAUUCUCAGGGGACUCGGGGAAGACCCGCAGAGACAGGGACUUCUAAAAACUCCAUGGAGAGCGGCCACCGCUAUGCAGUUUUUCACCAAAGGCUAUCAGGAGAAAAUCAUUGAUGUUUUGAACGACGCCAUAUUCGACGAGGACCACGAUGAGAUGGUGAUAGUCAAGGACAUCGACAUGUUCUCCAUGUGUGAGCAUCACCUUGUGCCCAUCUUUGGAAGGGUCCACAUUGGUUACCUCCCCAACAAGAGGGUUCUGGGACUCAGCAAACUGGCCAGGAUCGUGGAGAUCUACAGUCGCAGGCUGCAAGUUCAAGAGCGGUUGACCAAACAAAUUGCCGUGGCGAUCACUGAAGCUCUGCAGCCUGCUGGGGUCGGAGUUGUUAUUGAGGCAACUCACAUGUGCAUGGUGAUGAGAGGGGUGCAGAAGAUGAACAGCAAGACUGUGACCAGCACCAUGUUGGGGGUGUUCAGGGAGGAUCCCAAGACACGGGACGAGUUUCUCACCCUCAUCCGGAGCUGAAUACGACCCCUCACCUCACACAUGGCUGGCCGAUCCACCCCCCCCGCCCCCCCCCCCGCCCCCCCCCCUCCCUGGAACCUGCUAGGAGCCUGGCUCCACAGGCAGCCGUUGUGUGUGUGUGUGUGUGUGUGUGAGAGACCGUGUGCAUGGGUAUGUGCCACUCCUCUAAAUCCUCUGCUUGAAAUGACCCACUGUCGCCGUUACGAUGGUGUAAAGUCAGUACUGCCGACUGUGCAGACCUGCCGGUCUGUCAGGUGACACAGUCCCAAAGAAAACCCCCCUGAAUAGGCCCGAGGGUUUCUGUGAUUAAGAUCAGACGUUUCUGUUUCAAGGAUCUGACCCCAACAUCCAUCUCCGAUCCCGUCAACCACAUUUAAGGAUAUAUUUUUGUUAUGAAUCGAAGCAAUCAUUUUAGCUUUCAAAGCCAUUAUAGUAAAUAGCAGACUAUCAGCUCAUAGAUAUUUCAUAAAGUAUGAGCUGACCUGUUGUUGGUCACAUUCAGUCUCUCUCCCCUAGCCCCGUAUUGCCCAGUCCAAUCUGUGUCCUGGUCAUGGUAUUCUGGGGUGUCUUUGAUCGAAGGACAUUCUGGGUUGUACUGUGAGUAAGGAUACUUAGGAUUGUAGCAAACAAUCGUUCAUUUAGUCCAGAGCUAAAUUCACACUUGAAUCCUUACGUCCCUAACCCCUACACAAACAGGACACGGAGCUGUUUGAUGUGGUCAUCCCUCCCUUUUCCAAGAUGGCCCCUAUCUGUAACAUAUGCUUGUAACUGAAGUCUAGAUGUUGGUGAACCUGUAGGUGUUUAGAAUCUGUAGCUUAUUGUAUUUUUUCCUUGAAAUGUCCUUUGGAUUUUGGCAUACCCACUCGCAGCCUUACUGUUAAGUGUAAACUAAAGAAAAGAACCUCCAUAUUCUGAAAGACGACGAGGCGGAAUUAAACGAGGCGCAUGUAAAGUAAAACACGUUCCUCGGUGAAGGACAGGGAGAUUCCUUUGGCCUCUCAUCUCAUGGCAGAGAAGCCUGUAAGUUCGGAUGUUGUUCUACAUGUUUACUUAUGUCUAAAAUGUGUUCCUAUAUCUUUUUAAAUGUCUAACACAUGCAGGCGAUCUAUUUUAAUUGACAGUACAGUAUUGCUACAUGUCUGUCGUCGGUAUAGUAUUUGCAUCGUCGGUCUUCAGUGUGUGAAUCUGUUGUUUUUCAGAUAAUUUUCUGGUCAUGAGUUUAAGCAAACAUAACAUGAGACAUGCACAUUAUAAAAUAUUUUGUGUGCUGUUGUGAUAUAUAUAUUAUGUGCAAACGUGAGUACACUUUUACGUAUUGAUGAUAUAACAGAACGAAUCAUGGGAGAUUUCCUGCCUGCAACACUAGAGUGUGUGUGUGUGUGUGUGUGUGUGUGGGGGUACAGUACUUUGACGGACAGAUGGGGAAAAGAUGAUCUAUGUAGUCAGACGUACAGCUCUUUGCAUUGUUCCUGUGGCCUUCUCAAGUAGGACCUAGUUCCUUCAUGUACUCUCAUGACUUCACACUAUGUCCUGUGCUCAUUUGAAAUACUUUUUAUCAAAUGGAAAUAAAUAUAUCUGUGAGAAGUAUAAUCUCGGCCGCUAUGU